Dissoconium aciculare CBS 342.82 is the source of this 1262-nucleotide messenger RNA. Its product is annotated as kinase-like protein. The transcript has a single exon. Lineage: Eukaryota; Fungi; Ascomycota; Dothideomycetes; Mycosphaerellales; Dissoconiaceae. The record is from RefSeq and is a predicted model, not a curated record. Bases 197 to 862 code for a protein of 221 amino acids.
UUCAUACACCUAGCAGUGCCGAUAUUGACCAAAGUAUCUGCCUAUCAAUGACAACUUCAUCCGCCGUGCCUUGACAUUAAGCGCGCUCCGAACCACAGCAACCUUGUGCAAACAUCCAGGUGUGUUCGCUGUCUUGAUAUCAAAUUGGCAUCUGGUAAAGACAGGGCCCGACGUCCAUACAAACGAGGCUGUGACUAUGAAGUUCAUAACCGAGAAUACCUCGAUUCCGGUGCCUAAGGUCCAUUGCUCCUUUAUCUACAAGAAUCGUACAUACAUCGUCAUGGAGCGCGUGCAGGGACAAACAUUGCAUGCGGUAUGGGGCACCCUGUCGGAAAAGUCUCGUCAAGACCUGCUUCUUCAGCUGAAGCUGAUGUUCGAUGAGCUACGCGCACUCGAGCGGCCUCGGAAUGUCGGUGUGCAGAACUGCGUUGGCGGUUCACUGUACGACUCUCGCAUUCCUCAUUGUCGCAAUCGACUUGGACCGUUCAAAAAUGUCCAAGAUUUCCACCUUUGGUUGAGAGAGGAACACCAGCUUUCUUCAAUAGAAGAGAAAUUAGAUCAUCACCAAGACUGGCGAGAAAUCAAGGAAAUGGCUGUGAGACAGGAUGGCGAUUGGCCACCACCCGUCUUUACUCACGGAGACUUGAACCCAUUCAACAUUCUUGUCCGGAACGGCAAGAUCGUUAGCAUCAUCGAUUGGGAGUUUUCUGGCUGGUAUCCCUCCUACUGGGAAUAUACGUCCGCUUGGUACGGCAAUCGAUUGCGUCCCUAUUGGCAGAACGUUCUAGCCCAGUUUUUAGAGCCUUUUCCUGAUGACCUGAAAAUGGAAAUCACACGGCAGAAAUGGUGGGGAGAUAUCUGAAUUAAGUCUAGGGAGCAGCAUCGAGCAAUUUGAGCUCAGUGACAUUCGACCAUGAUCAAGCAGCUACGGUGAGUCGACGGGACAGGCCUUUCAAGCGGCCAACACAUUUGUGCCGAACCCAUAUCGACCGUUCGCAUCUAUUCUAGCCACAUGUUUUCUGGCAAGCAUAUCGAUCUCUGUUCGAACCGGCUUAAAUCUGCUCGCGAUGGCGUGGAGGGCACUCGCGACCCACGUGCGACACCUCCGAUCUGGGGUAUGUUGAAUGAUUAGAAGAUUCCGAGAAAUGCUAAUCAGGUGGUCCUCGUCCUCGAUCUUCGCUCUUACCCCACGAGCUUGUAAGCUCGUGGGACCGUGAAAGGGUCUUACCAGUGUUUCUUCGUAUUGCUAACCAUCACCAAGA